Messenger RNA from Dicrocoelium dendriticum, 1635 nucleotides. NCBI's taxonomy places the organism in Eukaryota, Metazoa, Platyhelminthes, Trematoda, Plagiorchiida, Dicrocoeliidae. The record is from the annotation of a GenBank genome assembly.
GCUCGGAAAUGGUGGCACUGGAAUUUAUUUCGCAGUUGGAGAAGCUACGAUUCGUAGACUCUGUUGGUCUUGACGAUUUUGCUGAUCGUUGCUCUUACAUAUUAUCCUUCACCUUGUUGGUCCUUUGUUUUUCAAUUGUCACUUUAAAGUCUUACGUUUUUGAGCCACUAUCGUGCUAUGUGCCCACUACGUUUUCCGGAUCCAACUUGGGUCCAUACAUUAAUGCCUUCUGUUGGAUAAAUGGUACUACUCCGAUGAGUGUCGACACAGAUCGUUUGGACGAUCAGAGCUACUGGAACAGUCUCGAAGAUAAAAAAAUCAAUUACUACCAAUGGGUUUCGUUGGUGCUGGCCUUGCAAGCGAUCAUGUGUUACGUUCCACGUUUGAUCUGGAGCACGAUCACCUUCAAUCGUAUUGGGACCAAUCUCGGUUUUCUAAUCGAGUCAGCUCAAGCCGCAUCAAAGGAGACCGGUAAAGAGAGAACAAGUCGGGUUCAGUUUGUCGCAAACGUCAUGGAUACGUUACUCUUCGCUCGUCGGGAUCUUCGCAAAGGUAACGAUCACACUCGUCCCCGUGGAGCACUGACAACUUGCCUCCAGGGCAUUCAUGAUCUGUUCCCUAGGAAGCGUUUGGGCACAGCACUAGCCAGUUACUACAUACUUGUGAAAUUUCUCUACUUUCUCAACGCAGUAGUGCAGCUCUUGAUCAUGCAACGUUUUCUCGGCGCGACUGGACAGUAUCAGUUAUUCGGUCUGAGUAUACUGAAUGACCUCCUCAUGGGCCGCCAAUGGAAUGAAACGAGUAUCUUUCCUCGGGUCGGUUUCUGUCGAGUGCCCAUCAAGCUGACGAGUACCCCUAUACCAAUGGUAACUGUGCAAUGUACCCUACCUGUGAACAUGUUGAACGAGAAGAUCUACGUGUUUCUUUGGUUUUGGUUCGUUUUCGUUGCUUCGCUUCAACUAGUGAGCAUCUUUAUGUGGGUAUAUCGACUAGCGGUGCGACAAUCCCGCCUGCGUCUUCUGGUGCGCUAUUUGAAGAUCGCAGACGCAUACGAUGAGGGAAUGGAUCCUCUGUUGAUGCGAUUUGAGAUGACAUUUUUACGUCCCGAUGGUAGUUUCCUUUUGCAAAUGAUGCGUUUAAACGCUGGAAGCCUGAUCACUCAGGAAAUUUUGCAAGCAAUGCUCAAGCGUUAUACGCAGCAGGAGGAGUAUGCAUUGGCACAGCAAAAUAAGAAGGCCAAACAUCAGUAUCCUUCUGAUCGUUCUACCUCCGACAAAACUGGUCUGCUGUGCGCCGAAUCGAGUGAAUGCACUGUCACAAAGCGAUCUGACCCCAUAUAGGGUCGGUGUUCGGAGUAGCCUCCUUAUAUGCCUAUAUACUCAUUCUGCUAUUUGUCCCGUCCAAUUCCACUGCGGAAAAUCUCUGUAGUUCAAGUUGGAUGCAAUACUUCACUUCUCGUUUUCGCUUACUCAGGGUUCUUUCUCGCACAUGUAUUUAUUUUACUCAACACUUUGUAUUUGCACACCUUAACAUUGCUACUUUGUAUUGUGUUUGUACGAAUACGUUCCUUUUCAUUGGCCCAUCAUGGACCAAAACAUGUAAUGAUUCUUGUCUCUCACAUACCACUAUCACUUA